This is a messenger RNA of Dovyalis caffra, 696 nucleotides long. Lineage: Eukaryota; Viridiplantae; Streptophyta; Magnoliopsida; Malpighiales; Salicaceae. The record is from the annotation of a GenBank genome assembly.
AUGUCGGUAAUUGCCCAAUGUGAGACUGAUGCUGCGCAUUAUGAACGUGUUGAACUGGCUUCCAAGUCCACAGCCAACAUAAGAACCAUUGCAUCAUUUUGCCAUGAAGAGCCAAUUCUCAAGAAAGCAAAGACAUGUCUGGAAAAACCAAAAUGGAGGAGCAGGAAAGAAAGCAUCAAGUAUAGGCUCAUUCAGGGCAUUUCCCUUUUACCUUCAGUCACAGAAUUAUCGACACUGAUCCCCACUAUCAUCUCUGACAUUGGUGCACUGACUCCUGCAUUCGAAACCCUUGACCGGGAGACCAAAAUUGAAUCAGAUGUUCCAGACAGUUCAGAUCUUGAAAAGAUCAUCUUACAAAUUGAAGCUGGAUUAAAGGUGGCACUUGUUGGGCCAAGUGGAUCCGGAAAGUCCUCAGUUUUGGCCCUUUUGCUAAGAUUCCAUCAUCCUAAAGAAGGAAGGGUUCUAAUCGAUAACAAGAAUGUAAGAGAAUACAAUCUGAGAAAGUUGAAGAGACAAAUCAGGUGGGGGCAACACGAGCCACUUCUUUUUAACUACUCAAUCAGAGACAAUAUCAUCUAUGGGAAUGAAGGGGCUUCUGAAACUGAAAUUGUGAAGGUAUCAAGGGAAGCAAAUAUACACGAGUUUGCGUGUAAUUUGCCGCAAGCAUAUGAUACAGUUGCAGGGGAGAGGGGCUGA